This is a messenger RNA of Aureobasidium uvarum, 519 nucleotides long. NCBI's taxonomy places the organism in Eukaryota, Fungi, Ascomycota, Dothideomycetes, Dothideales, Saccotheciaceae. The record is from the annotation of a GenBank genome assembly.
AUGUUCAUUCCUUCGUCGCCGCCGGUCCUCCCGGAUGAGGUGUUCAACGAGCCGCCAAGCUCGCCGCCGCUGCCGCCGGCCGCCUUUCCAUCUCGCAAGCGCCAUGCACGGUGGGACUACGAAGAUAGCAGCAUGUCCAGUGAUCCCAUCUUCAGUGAGGACGCAUCCGAAGAAUCAGAAGUCACAGGGAUCAAGCGCAAGCGGUUCGUGCGCGGUCCUUGGUACCAGCAUGCUCAAUCUCCGGCCGUGUCGCGUGUGCGAGGAGAGACACGCAAGCCCGACAGCGGUGUCUGGCUAGGUUCCGACAGUUCCACCAGUUCCACCGACAGCAUCGGCAACCGUCGCAUGCAGAGCCUGACCUUUAAUGAGUACAUGCACAAGGGCGCCCCUCUCACUCAGCGCCAGACCCCCACCAAGCACCAAACCCCCACCAAGCCGAAAGACUCGAUCCAGGAACACGCCGCCAGUAUCGUUUUCAGUUGCGUCGACAAUUGCAGAGAUUCGAUCGACCUCUCGUGA